AAGAUAGGAAUAUAUCCCUACAGAUAGGGAAAUAACGAUAAAAACAUUCAAGAAGAAACAGACAACAAUGUCGUGUUCGGAUUCGCAAUCGUCCAACAAAACGUGGGAAUUAAGUAUGUACGAAUUGCAUAGAACUCCUCAGGAUUUAAUUACAGACAAUACAGAAAUAGCAGUGUUACCUAGAAGUCUUCGUACCGAGUUGAGAUGCCCUAUUUGUUUAGAUUUAUUAAAAAAUACCAUGACAACCAAAGAGUGUUUGCAUCGCUUCUGUCAAGAAUGCAUUAUAACAGCUCUGAGAAGUGGAAACAAAGAAUGUCCGAACUGUAGAAAAAAACUUGUUUCGAAAAGAUCGUUACGUCCCGAUCCGAAUUUUGACAUGCUUAUCUCGAAGAUUUAUCCCAGUAGAGAAGAAUACGAAGCUCAUCAAGAAAGAGAAUUGGCAGAAUUGAAUGUACAACAUAGUCAGGCUGUUGCUCAUAGCAUAGAAGAAGGAAUGAGAAUGCAAGUAUUGAAUCGAACAAAUCAAAAAGUUAAGAAACAGUUUGGCGAAGAGAACGGUUCCUUGCCCGUUCCGCUACCCGUUCCGGCGUCCAAGCCGAAUCCCACCGUUCCCGUCUCCAUACCCGUUUCCAUUCCGGUGCCGGUCUCCGUCGACGGUGCGUCGUCGCAGCCCCGUAAGAAACAGAAGUUGAGAUUGGAAGUGGAUUUGCCUUCGAGAGAACGGGACGAUCACGACGGCGGAACGGAAUCCGAGACGUUGGAAGCCGUCGGACAGGACGUGGAAAUCGGUCCCGGAGCGCCGAAUGAAAUCGAACUCGUUUUCAAACCCCAUCCCGACGACGUGGACGAUACGGAUCUGAAUUUGUUGCAAGUUAGAUAUAUCAAGACUACCGCAAAUGCUACAGGUAAAAUAUGUUUUAAAAUUAUGUAAUUUAAAAAUUUAUCU
Messenger RNA from Centruroides sculpturatus (bark scorpion), 946 nucleotides. Its product is annotated as E3 ubiquitin-protein ligase RING2-A-like. Gene Ontology annotation, cellular component: PcG protein complex; ubiquitin ligase complex. The transcript has a single exon. Gene Ontology annotation, molecular function: ubiquitin protein ligase activity; chromatin binding. The record is from RefSeq and is a predicted model, not a curated record. NCBI's taxonomy places the organism in Eukaryota, Metazoa, Arthropoda, Arachnida, Scorpiones, Buthidae. Bases 68 to 931 code for a protein of 287 amino acids.